AUGAUUAACAGUUACAACUCUAAAAUAGAGCCAGAGCUUGAAUCCUACCCUAUUAAUACUGCUAGUCUUCCUGCUACUUUUGCAGAACCUAACGACAAUGCUAUCAAAAUUAACCCUCUCAUGCAAGAAAUCAUUCAAGAAUCAUCAUUAGAUAUCCGCAGCGAUUUUCAGUCAUCAUUUCAUUAUAUUUCCAACCAACUUCCUAGAGAAGUUAUUCCCUACUAAAUUCAUAAUAUUAAAAAAAUCAUCCUAUAUAAUUACAAACAAUUUCAAAUAAAUAAGGCAUAGAAUCCCUUUUCAAGGAACCUGUAUGAGAGUCAUGAGAGAUGGACACUCAUUUACUUGUGGCGCCAAUAAAAGAAUAGUCAUUUGUGACAAAAAAGAAACGUUAAAAGAUUACCGGAUUAAUGAAAAAAUUACCGCUAUUGAUGUGUGUGAAAAUGAUCAGUUUGCGUUCGCAGCUUUUGAAGAAAAAGAUAUUGACGGGAAUGGGAUUGGCUGGGCAAUUAAAAAGUUAUCACUUUUGACUUUUGAGAUUGCACAGGUUUAUAUGGGACAUACUGGGAAAAUAACAGCGUUAGCUAUUUCUCCUGAUGAAACUUAUGUAUAUUCGUCUAGUUGAGAUUGCACUGUAAGGAUGUCAAAAAAUGGAAAAGAUAGUAAUGGGAUUUCUGAAGAAAUUUAUGAGCAUGAUUCAAAAAUAAAAACUUUGUGUAUUAGCAGAGAUGGCUUGCAUUUAAUUUCUGCUGGAGACAGCAGGGAAUUUAAAAUUUAUUCUAUUGCUACUAAACAAGUACAAUUUAUUUUGUAUAGUUCAGUAUCAGUGAUUACUUUUGCAAAAUUUUCCCCAAAGAAAAAAUAUUUAGUUUUCAUUUGUAUGAGUCUGAUAAGUUAAAUAAUAAUUUUUAUCUAAAAUUCAAUUAAAUUUAGUAUAUUUUGCUAUAAGUCAUAUGGAUAAUAAUAUUAGUAUUUGAAGCUUCGAGACUUGUGAAAUUAUAAAAGUUCUCAAAGGACAUACAGGAUUGAUCAAAUCUAUGAAAUUUACUGGGAAUGAAAAUGUGCUAGUAUCUGGAAGUAGUGAUAGAACUGUGAGAGUAUGGAGUAUUAAUAGAAAUCAUGAUGAAAUUGUUAUGGAAGGGCACGCAAGAGCUGUAAGAGGGAUUACUAUAAGUCUGAGUGAAAAACACAUUUAUUCUCUUGGAAAGGAUUAUAAAAUUUUAAUAUGAAAAUUCCCAUCUUUUGACAGCAGUAAAUUACUUGUGGGGCAUAAGGAAACUGUUUUUAAUUUAAUACAUUCGAGUAAGAGGAAAAAAAUAUUCUAUUAAUUUUAUAUUCAGCUAUAAAAAAAAUAAGGAUUAUAUUAUUUCUCAAAAAAAUCAAGCAUCAAGCAUUUAUUUUCAUAGAAAAAAUUGACUAAAUUAAGUAUAUAUUCAAACUCAGAAGAUAUGAAUAUCAUUGCAUGAGACCAAGAAUCAGGCGCAAAGCUCUAUGAAUAUCCUGACGGAUCUUCUAUGUACGCAAUGGCUAUUUCUCCAGACGAAGACUAUUUGUUCUCUUGUACCGACGACCAAAGAAUCCUCAUAUGAGAUCUCGAAAAAAAUGAAAAAUUAAAAGAAAUAACCGAUAUUGACGGAGAAGUCAGAGCAAUUUUAUGCACCCCUGACAAUCGAUUUUUUAUUACUGGGGAUGUCGGGUUUCGAAUAAUUAUCUGAAAUAUGGACGAUUUCUCACAAUAUCAUACAAUUCGUUCACAUAGAGCAGAAGUCUGAGCUUUGAAUUUAUAGAAUUGUCCCAUAGAUGGCGCUGUUUGCCCUUGAUUUUGCCCACUAGGAAAAUUUUUUGGUUUGACCAAACCAUAUGGUACUGGUCGAACCAAAAAAUUUUCCUAGUGGGGCAAAUCAAGGGCAAACAGCGCCAUCUAUGGGAAAAUUCUAUACAUGAAAAUUCUACUCUUUAUAGUGGAGAUGACAGUGGAACUGUUUUAUGCCACGAUUUAAAAGACUCAAAAAUCUUAAUGGAAUUUACAGGAAAUAGCACAAGAGUGCAGACAAUUGUGGUGACCAGAAAUGGAGAAAUUCUUUUAAUAGGGUAUAGAAAUGGAGAGUUGAUUAUAUGGGGAAUUCAAAAUAAGCAUAUUUUAAGAAACGUUAAUUACCAUAAUGAAAUAUUGAGAUCUAUAUAUUGUACACAAGAUGGAAAAUAUUUUUUUGCUGCUUCAGAAGACCAGAAAAUGUCGAUUUUUGAUUUAAAAAAUUUUGGGAGAGUUGCUACUAUAAAAUUCAAAAAUAAAAUAAAAUCGAUGAUAUUUUUGACUGGAGAAAAUCAUAUUGCACUAGCAUUAGAUAAAGAAAUCAAAAUUAUUAAAAGCCCAUUGAAGCCUGGGACAAUAAAAGUUUAUGGGCCAGAUUUUGGUAAGCAUAAAUUUAUGAGAUAUAUCAAAGAAAUCAUGCUGAAUGAGAAGCCAGCUUAUAAUAAAGAAAUGGACCAAUGGAUAAUCGAGCCUUUCCAUUUAAAUCCAUUACAUUUUUAUGCCUAUUUUAACUUGUCCAGCCAUUUAAAAAAAGCUAUCGAAUAUGGAGAUGGCUUUUUUCCAUCCUCAAAAAAUGAGACCCCGCUAUCAAUAUGCUUAGACAAAUCCUACACAGAAUGCACAAACGCAAUUUUCACAGCAAUGAAUAAAAUUGCAGCAACAAAUCCUUAUUCUUUUUAUUAUUUUGAAGACUCUCUAAUAACUCUAAACCUGAAAGGAUUUCCAGGCCUUGAAAAAUUCUAUCAGAAUAUUUUAAUGAAAUGCAAGCAUCAUUCAUUGAAGAAAUUUUGCGAUAAACAAUCAAGACUUCCUAGCAUAAUCCACUCCGAAUAUAUCUUGCCGAAAUCUGAAAAUUUCAGUAAAAAAAUAAAAUUUUCUUCAGAUCAAGAAGGAAAAGAUGUGAUGUAUUUAAACUCACUUGUCAGAUUAGAUUUAACAACUGGCUCUAAAGAAAGUUUAGCGUUUCUUGACAGUUUAGGAAAAUGCCCCAAUGGAAAUAUCCUUAAAACUCCUAUAAUUCAAUUCAUUCUCAAUGAAAAAUGGAGAAAACUAAGCUGGCUCAUAUAUUUUCAAGCUUCUAUUUAUAUUUCUUAUUUAGUUUUGCUAUCAAUAUACACAACUUUAUAUGAAGGCGACUCUUAUUAUGUUAUGAUUCCUUUUGGUAUGAGCUGUAUUUUAACUUUAUAUGAAUUGUAUCAAAUAAAUGUAGGCGGAAUUUACUAUUGGCAAGACUUUUGGAAUUGAGUUGAUUUAUUAAGGAUAAUUCUUUUUGUAGCUUAUGUGUCAAUAAUAAGUUCUGGAACUGAUAAUUAUAGUCAUUUUCUAUUAGGGGCUAUUAUUUCUCUAUCAUGAUUCAGAGGGACGCUCUAUUUCAAUAUCUUUAAACCCACCCGCUAUCUGAUUAACCUGAUUUUCACUGUAUUUUAUGAUAUGCUACCUUUUUUCAUUAUUUUAUGCUUCUUAACUCUUGCUUUUGCGGUCACCCAAUACGCCUUAAUAGGUGGAUCAGAUCAUGAGUUUUUUGAUUGGACAACUUUAGCUUGGAGAAUCAAUAUAAAAGAUUACAGCACUGAUUGGUAUAUUUCUUUAUUAAUGUGGGCAAGUCACUGACUCCCCCCCUUUUUAAAUUGGAACUAAAAAUUUUGUUCCAAUUUAAAGGGGGAUUAAGAAGAUUUUUUUAAAAAAAAAAUCAUUAUAAAAUUUUUUUUAUAAAAAAAAAAUUUAUAUAAAAUUUAAAAAAAAAAAAAAAUUUCAAAAAUUUAUCGAACUAGAUUAAUAAAUUUGUUUAAUAAAAUGCUAUUUACUCUUUAUCCUUUAAAAAAAAGCAAGAUAUAACUAAAAAUUUUAUUAUUAAUUAAUACGCCACUAUUAAUUGGUAUCAAAACUAUUUACACAAAAAUUAUUAUUUUUAUUGAUAAAAAAAAAUUAAAAAAAAAAAAUUUAGAAAAUUUAUUUUUAUCAAAGUGCUAAUUUUGUUUAAAUAAGAUGUUAUUUAUACUCUAUUCUUUAAAAUAAAGCAAGAGAUAAGUAAAUUUUGAAUUUUUGUAAAGAAUUGGUCCAGCACAAAUAGGACCUCGGGAACCCCAAACCAUAUACGUAGCUUUUUGUAGAAUAUUUAAUAGUUUAAGCCUAAGUGAAGGAACUAAAGUUUUAUACUCUAAACUAUAUAGCUCAUACCCCUUUAUAGAUCCCUUUAUCGAGCAAAGUGUACUUGAUUAUUGAAAGACCAAAACAGACUUUCUCAAAGAGAUGAGCUCAAUCUCUAUAUCAGAAAGUUCUAAAAAAGUGGCAUGCCAAAAAAUAGUGGCAAGUGUGAAAAAAGUUGGUAAGCAAACACGCAAAUUUUUAAAAUGGCUUUAUUAAUAAAAUAAUUUAAAACUUAACAUAUCCAAUUAGACUGGAAUUGAUUAAUAAUUAAAAAUCUUAUUUUUCAGGCCUUAAUUAAUGAUAAUUAUAAUAAUAAAUGCUACAUAUAAAUUUUAAUAGAUUUAAUAUUUUUGAUUAUUUAUUUAUGUAAAAAGUGCUUGAGAUAAAUUUAUAGAAAUGAGUUUAAAAAUGCAAGUGGGGAACUUUCCGAGUAAACGGUUGUAUAGAUCUUCAAGUGCUAUAACCCCAGUAAGCAUAUCAAUCAAAAACUCGAGUAGGAUCCUGACUUAAGUUAUUAUAAAGUCCAUUAUGAAAUAAAUUGUCAAAAGUGAAAAUCCAAAGGGGGAACUUCCCGAGUAAACGGUUGUAUAGAUCUCCAAGUGUUAUAACUCCAGUAAGCAUAUCGUGCAAAAACUCCAGUAGGAUUUUGAUUUGACUCCCUCCCUUUAAAUUGGACCAAAUAUUUGUUCCAAUUUAAAAGAAGGGUUAAGAAAAUUUUUUAUAAAAAACAUCAAUAUAAAAUUCUUAUAAAAAACAUCAAUAUAAAAUUCUUAUAAAAAAAAAAUUAAAAAAUGUGUCGAAUUAGAUUAAUAAAUUUCUAGAAAAUUUAUCGAUCAAAGUGUUAAUUUUGUUUAAUUAAGUGGCUAUUUAUACUCUUUUGCUAAAAUAAAGAAGAAGUAAAGUAAAUUUUCAAUUUUUGUAAAGAAUUCGCAUUAAAUUUUUAUCAAAAUUAUUUAAAUAAAAAAUAUAAUCCCUUGGCUUAAUUUCUUAUGGCAGUUAUACACACUAUUUUCAUAUAAAAUUUAAAUUAUUAAUUUGGCGCACUAAAAUCUGCGUUUUGAAACGUAUAUUUGGUUUCUAAAUAAUAAAUUUCAAAUAGCAUCAUAUGCAUGAUAAGAAAUAAAUGCAAUAAAUUAUAUUUUUUGUUGAAAAAUUUUUAAAAAUAAAAUUAAAUUUUUAAAAAAUAUAGCAAUUAAAGAUAGUAAAUGUAUUUAAAUAAAAAGCUCUUUAUGUUCUUUUCUUUAAAAAAGAGCAAGAUAUAACUAAAUUUUUAAUUUUAGUUAAGAAGAAACAUUUAACUUAUACCGAAACGUUUUACAUAAAAAUUAUGAUUUUUAUCUAUAAAAUUUUUUAUUAUAAAAUUGAAUUUUGUUUCAAUUUAAGCGAUUAUAAAGAUAGAGUCCAGUAUGGAAGAAAUUGCACCUGAACUUUUAAAUUGAGAAUGCAAAGGAGGAACUUCUUGAGUAAACGGUUGUAUAGAUCUCCAAGUGCUAUAACUCCAGUAAGCAUAUCAAUCAAAAACUCCAGUAGAACCUUGACUUAUGUAAAUCCAAAGAUAAUCCAUAGUCAAAUCUACAUGUAGAUAUUAUUUUUAUUAAAUCAAUUUAACGAAAGAGAUGAAUAAUUAAUUAUCUUAAGUCUAAUCGUAUUUGCUUACCAACUUUUUUCACACUUGCCACUAUUUUUUGGCAUGCCACUUUUUAGAACUUUCUGAUAUAGAGAUUGAGCUCAUCUCUUUGAGAAAGUCUGUUUUGGUCUUUCAAUAAUCAAGUACACUUUGCUCGAUAAAGGGAUCUAUAAAGGGGUAUGAGCUAUAUAUAGUUUAGAGUAUAAAACUUUAGUUCCUUCACUUAGGCUUGACCAAAGAAUUCGUAUUGAAUUUAUAUCAAAGCUAUUUAAAUAAAAAAUAUCAUUUUUAUCAAAACAAAUAAAAUUUUUUUGAAAAUGUUUUUUAAAAACUUAAAAAUUUAAAAUUAAGGAUAAUACAUUUAUUUAAAUAAGAUGCACUUUAUAUUCUAUUCUUUAAAUAAGAGCAGGAUAUAGCUAAAUUUUUAAUUUUAGUUAAGAAGAAACAUUUAAAUUAUAUCAAAACUUUUUACAUAAAAAUUAUGAUUUAUAUAUAUAAAAUUUUUUUAUUAUAAAUUUAAUUUUGUUCCAAUUUAAAGGGGGGUUAAUUUACCAAAAAAGUGGAAAUUUUACCUAUAUUUUGUUCCAAUUUAAGGGGGGGGAGUGAGUUUUUACUGUACUUAAUCCAAUUGUUAUGAUCAGCUUACUUAUCUCCCUUAUGGGAGAUACUUUUGAAAGAGUCAAAGAAAACAGUGAAAUUGCUGACGCUAGAGAACUUAUUGAUAUGCUGAUUGAAGCAGAAACUUUGCUGUUUUGGAGAAAAAAUAGAGGCAAAAAGAAAUAUUUGCAAGUUUGUACAGGUAAUGAGCUUGAAAAAGCAGAAGAUCAUGUGGAUAAAAAGCUAAAUGCACUAGGAAAAAUUAUUUUGCAAAUUCAAAAGCAGCUUAAGGACUCAUUUGAAGCUAGAUGUGACCGAGAAGGAGAACUUCUUCUAUUAAUUCAAGAAUGCCGUGGGUCUAAAAAGCGUGGAGUUAAGCAUUAA
Blepharisma stoltei is the source of this 6785-nucleotide messenger RNA. The record is from the annotation of a GenBank genome assembly. NCBI's taxonomy places the organism in Eukaryota, Ciliophora, Heterotrichea, Heterotrichida, Blepharismidae.